Messenger RNA from Osmia lignaria (orchard mason bee), 5851 nucleotides. RefSeq names its product PRELI domain containing slowmo (gene slmo). NCBI's taxonomy places the organism in Eukaryota, Metazoa, Arthropoda, Insecta, Hymenoptera, Megachilidae. Gene Ontology annotation, cellular component: mitochondrial intermembrane space. The record is from RefSeq and is a predicted model, not a curated record.
UUAGAAGAUUCAUUGUAGACGUCUCUUACAUUCUUUUGAGUAACAUCAGGUUUCUGAGUCAGUAGACUCACCUUGCUGUGUGAAACUUGUAGUUUUUCGUGUAGUUGUUAAUAGUUUAAAUUAUAGUGUUAGUGGAUACAUCAUACUAAAGAAAAUUUAACAAAUAUGAGGUUGUGGACGUCGCAUCACACUUUCGAUCAUCCCUGGGAGACAGUGGUGAAAGCAGCAUGCAGAAAGUACCCGAACCCUUUAAAUCCAUCCGUUCUAGGAACGGAUGUCAUUGAUAGAAAAGUCGAACAAGGCGUCCUAUAUUCUCACAGAUUGGUUACUACUGAAUGGCGAUUUCCUACGUGGAUAUUACCGUUCUUCGGGCAUCGUGGUCCAUACUACGCUAGCGAAUGGAGCGAAGUUAAUCCGGAAUCAAAGGAAAUGGUAGUCAGAACAGUGAAUAUAAGCUUGGGAAAGCACGUUUCCGUUGGUGAGGUAGUCACGUACUCGGAACAUCCGGAAAACCCGGAGACAACGCUAUUAACACAACAAGCAGUAAUUUCUAUCACAGGGGUGCCCCUUAUUGAUCAUCUCGAGAGGUUACUGACACACACCAUCGAACAGAAUGCAAACAAGGUGGUCCGUCGAUACUCGUAUCGUUCGAAAUCGUGCGCCACGAAAUACCCUGAUGUCUCUCCUCCCCCUUCGGCCGCUAUCAUCCCCCGAUUCUCUCUCUGGAGGAUAUUCGCGCGAGUCAGCGAGUGUUUCCACGCGUCGAGGACGAAACACGCUCGUACGAUACGGGCCAAGUAUCGAUUCGGCGAUGGAGGACCAGUCUCGACAUUCCGCUCGAGUAAUUUCCAGCGCAGCGGAAUUCCGAACGGGUCAUUAUUGUUCUCGCCGGUCUAGAGACAAUUUCCAUCGGUUUACUCAAAUCUGGCCGGCCAGCUAUCUCUCUUUAGGUAAGUAGAAAGAGGGACAAUGGAGAGCGCGAAUCGUAGAGGGUUGGUCGGCAGGCACGUGAGGCCUGGAAUACGAAGCGGCGCAGAGGGCAGGAAACGGACGAAAUUUGACAUCAAGGCUCAACCAGCGGUAUGUAAGAGAUAAUUGAUGACGUUACGGUUCAUCGCUCGCUACUCGGUUACCGGACAUAGACAAAUAUUGACAGCUUCCGAUCACAGGACCUGCCCCGCUAUCCUUUGUACCUAACUCACGCACACGUACCUUCGAUGUCUGCUCGGUUUUCCCGUUGAAUCGCCCCCGCUUAGUCCCUCGUACGUUAGUAAAUCAACCGGCUCCCCGACGGGGUGGACGUGCAUGUCGAGCAAGUUUCGCAAAUUAAAGUGGCCUCGUUUGUCCCUAUUAAAGCUUGACUGUGGCUAUCGGUUGCACAUGACGUUACGCUAUGCUUUGACGACAAAGCGACAGUUUUCCCUUUGACUUACUUUUAUUACAGCCAUUUACUGUAUAUAUGUGUGCGAGGGUGCCUUCUAGCUCCUUCGACUGGAACGCGAAAUUACGAAGUUGAAACUUAAGCCGGAGAAUUCGAAGGGCUUUGCUUCGAGAAUCGAGGGGCCAAGUGCAGAUGGUCAGGCUUGCCUCGAGCAUAGUUUCGAGAACACCGAUAUGUCCCUACUGCAUUGUUCAUCUUUAAUUGCCCGUACGGCUCUCACUUUGGUAUUUUGCGAACGAACGAGUCUUCAAAGGGAACUUUCCCUGUAAAUCGGUUGCUAACAAGUUUCGCUAAAUUCGAUUAGGUAGCUCCUCCUUAUCCUGCGGUAAGAGGGACAAAGCGUCCUGUUCUUCUAGUCCUACUAAUUGCUUCGUCUACUCAUUAGGAACACGUUAAAACUUGCAUUAUCAAUUUCCUUCAAGUAUGCCGUUUAAAGGCGAUGCAUUAAUUGAAAAGUUUCGCAGUGAUUACAUUGAAGAUCGUUCGGGUAAAUCUUUGAGAUGGACGUUUAUUUGUUUGAAAAUGCUCGAGUUAGCUGGUUCGGAAGCUUACUCGGUGUCUUGAAAGGGAUAGGAUUUUCAAGGCCGCACCCCGCCCGUCUCCAUUUUCCAUCCCUUUAGCCCCGGUUCCGGGAGAAAAGGAGAGCUUCAAAGGCUUGAGCGAGCGUCGAAAAGGCUCAUGGUUUACACAUCGCUACGGUGCUCUCUCGUCAAGCCUCGUAAAAGCUCUCGGGACGAUCGACUGUAAAAGUCGACGACACGGUCAAGUAGAUCCUUCUUGAUUUCUCGCUUCUCGAUUCACGAGCUCGUGAAAAACCGCACUUCAUACAUUCCUGGUCACUGCCUUAUAUUAUCCUUUCUUUUUGCUUCCCACCUACUUCUUCCUUCAAAUUCAACAGAGGAUCGCAAUCUACCCUCUUGUAUAGUCAAUCGUUUCCUUCGAAGCAACACAGUUUGCUAUUCUUCUUUUUCUUUCGUCUGGAAAGAGAAUAAAAGAUGUUGACUGCGAAUCAAGUUCCUUUGAUAUCUCUCCGAGUUGUCGCAGUCUCAGUGCCGGGGUAAAAUUGCAGCAAAUUCUUCGAUUCAUUCUUUGAAAUUUCAUUUUUUUUAUAUAUUUUAAAGAAAAUUGAUGAUAUGGAAUUAGAUAAUGUCAAUUGGGUAUAAUAGAAUCGACGAGAAACAAGGAACGUGUAGGUGUUAUAUAACGCAGCUACAGUAAUAACAGGCAAUGUUGAGCUGUUCUGGGCGACGUGGCGCAUACGCUUCGCCUAUUAGCAUACAAUUAUCUUUAUGCUUCUUUUAUGAUUCAUAUUUAGUGCCAGUUACGCCCGGUUUUCGCUUCGUCGGCCAGCGCGGCAGCGCAGCUUCAAGUUUGCAACUUUUACGAUCACGCUUGUUUCGAAACUUAACGUUCACCGUUUCACCUCUUAUCAUCGCUUCUCCGCGCAGCCAUCGUGUUCUUGCUAAACGUGCUUUUGCAAAUACCCCCGACGUACCCCCCCAGAGGGAAGCCCGAAAAUUUGUUGUCGUACGUGCUGAAAAUCAGCAACCGCUAUCGAUUUCUCUUCCACUCUCGUAUACUUUGUUUCGACGAUAAAAGGACUUUUCGAACGGAUAUUUCGAAAGAAAUAAUAAAAUCAUAAAUAAACCUAUUAUCUGUUUCCACGGAAAGGUUUCUGUGCUCCACGAGAGAACGUUUAAGUGUGAUUUUUGUUUGGUGCAAAAAACCGAAAUAAUAAAGACCGAUAACGAGGAGACAUCUCUAGUUGCGUGUCCUCCCAUCGUUGCGCCAUUCGGUACGGUCCAUGGGUACGAUCAUGGUUCCAAUGACCCACCAUUGCUACCUGGCUACGACUGACCAUUAAUUUAAUUAAUGCAAAUCCAUUUGCAGCUGCACGCGAACCAACCAUUCCCAGCCUUUAUUUCGCGCCAUUUCGACUUUAUUUUUGACGGAACGCGAAUUCGCUACGGCCGUACGGAAUACCAGUACCUCGUCAAUUUUUGUUUAGUUCGACCAUUAUUUCGGCCACAUUUACAUUUCCGAUGCAUCGUUUAUUCAGUUUCCUUUCUCGCGUUUCGCUAUUGAAUUCAGCGAGCGUUUAAUGGAACCACUAUGAAUAUAGUUUUCAUACUUGAUAAUUUAGUAAUCUAACUUUCACGGAGUGAAUAUUCGCGUUAAUUGAAAAUCCAAUUGAACAGCUUUUGUUUUCGAAAUCAGCUCAUAAAUCGAUGAGUUAAUUUUCUAUUUUUUCCAUUUUAGAGUUUAUUCAGUCCGUCUAAUACGAUCGAAGCGGUUGUAUAAAUUAGCCGGUUAAGAUCGUUUACACCGGGAAAGUUUGAUUUCGGUAGUUUUAGACCACAUCCGGCCGAAUGGCUAAUAACGGACGUGCUCUGACUACUAAUCGGCUUUACGGAGAUUUCCCGAUGUUCGGACGGGUAUAUGGGUUAAAUGCUGCGGAGGUGAACGGGUCAAAGGGCAAGAUUAGAUGCUUGGGAUGGACUUCUGCGGAAGUUGUGCAUAAUGCAUGGCUCCUCGAUAGUUCGUCGGUUCAUAAUAACUACUCAUCCUUUCGGGAUAUGCGUGUACAUGAAAUUUACAGUACCGAUAACAGUCAGCAAACAGAAGAUGCGUUUUCGAAUCCUGUAAAUAACUGAAACGAGCUUCGUUUUCGCAUUCUCUUCGUUUUUGAAAUUUUACAAAUUUAUGGUACGAAUUUCGUAGUAAAAAAUUUGAGAAUAUAUGUUAAUAAUAUUCCUCUAUAUUGCUACGUGGAAUUUAUGAAAUUUAUUUUGAAACAGCUUCUCCGGCUACGAAUUCGUUUACACGCGAUUCUGCAACGGUUGAUUGCAUCUCUAAUUGCUCGACGACGAGGCUCCGUAUCCAAUGAGCACGUAAAGUUUGUUUUAAUAUUAAUUUCUUAUCGUUGAUCUUGGCAGGGAAGGUUAUAUUCACCGGGUAUCACCGGUCUCACCUUCCAUGCCGUGCAAACAUACUCCGAGAACUAGUCGGUUGAAUAUCUUGCGAUCUCUACGAAGCAGGAAGGUGUAAGUACCGUGUUAGUCUUUGGGGUUACGUCGCUGCUCGCAGAGCUAACUAAUAGCCUCUUAGCCUCGGCUUAGGGAGGAUCAUGCUACAGGCAGCCGCACCCUCCUACGCUACCAGACUCAGACCAUACACCCUUAGCCCUUGGUGCAAUCCUUAAGCCACGCUCGGCCUGCAAACAACCGAUCUGUUUCUACAGCCCAGACCGUGGAUUAACAAUAAUGAUCGAUUGCUUUUUACUUGCUUUCCCUUUUUCCUUCUCGAAGAAAGGAUCCACACGAGAGAUUUAUAUUUAAUCCUCGGACGGUGGGGGCGAAUCUUUUACUAAUUCGACCUAUGAUUUAGAAUUUCAAUUAAUUUUCAUCCUUAUUUUCUGAAAAAUUUCCGUCCCUAAUAUACCCUGAUAAUAACACUGGCAUUUUAACUCUGAUUACAAGAUGUUUCUUAGAAAUUGAACUCUUGUUCCAUCUCGGGGAAUGGAAAGCCUGCACGUGUCACUGAUUAAGUCUCAUUUUAAUUUUCAUUUUCAUAAACAAGGAAACGUAAUAAAUUGUAACCGCGUUCGAGGCAAAGAUUUUCAUGCAAACCAGUGCCGCUAUUGUACGAACAAAUGAAGCUGUUACCGAAGGACCUCCGUACAGUUUACGUUUGCCCCGAAGGCGAAGUCAGACCGAAGGAGAUUUGCCCUGUUAUAGUUCAGCCAAGAGCAGACCGUUUCUACUUGUUUCGCCAUCAGCGAGAUCUCAACGAAAAUUCGAUCGCGGUUUCGUUCUGUAUGCGCUUACGUAUUUUUCAAAUCCCUCGCGGAUAACCCUCUUUUUCUUCCUUUUCUUGGAUAUCGCUUGCUCGUUCCCUCGGCAAAUAUGUACGGGUACAAAUCGAAAACUCGUAAAUACAGAGGAAAGCAAACGGAGAUUCAUUUAUUCGAUACAGCUACCCGUUCGUGCAAUUAUGUAAACAUUUUUCCAUAUAAGUGGAAAUACAUGCUGGAUAUUUAGGUAAUAAGAGACACAGAUAAAGGGAAUACGAUCUUUGAAUGUGUGCAGAUGAAGUAUCUGCUUUUUUUUUUUAACGUAGUCUGGCUUUGGUGAAAAACCGCUCGCGAAAUCCCGAUUGGGCGUGACUGGGUCUAAUUUAUUUAGUAGCUCAAAGGAGAGGGACAAGUUCCGGCGCGGUCGGACGUUACCGGUGCCAUUGUAUCGGCAGGUUUUCACCACUUUGAUAUAUUGCCGUCCUGCCGGGUUGUUCGGACCUCCACCGCGAUCCUGGCGAACUCGAAUUAAUUCCACGAAGAAACAACUGUCCGUUCGCGCUGUCUCGAAAUUCGAGAACUCAAUUUGCUGGAAAUAAAUUCUAUCUGCCAACGAA